This is a messenger RNA of Anoplopoma fimbria (sablefish), 5900 nucleotides long. RefSeq names its product patatin-like phospholipase domain containing 7a (gene pnpla7a). The record is from RefSeq and is a predicted model, not a curated record. The coding region runs from base 128 to 4039 and encodes 1303 amino acids. Gene Ontology annotation, biological process: lipid metabolic process. Gene Ontology annotation, cellular component: endoplasmic reticulum. The transcript has 36 exons. NCBI's taxonomy places the organism in Eukaryota, Metazoa, Chordata, Actinopteri, Perciformes, Anoplopomatidae. Gene Ontology annotation, molecular function: phosphatidylcholine lysophospholipase A1 activity.
ACGUGGGCGGGGCCAAACUAGUGUCACGCAGCAUACAGACAAACUUUGAGCUACCCGUUAACUUUGCUCCAUCGUCUGUUUGGCAAUGUUACUAGCUUGACACAGCACGCCAGACGUGGUCCAAAAGAUGGACUGCCAUGGAGAAGAUGAUGGAGAAUUCUGCAGGUUGGCGAGGGCGAGUUUAGUGCUGGUGAACAGCAAGAAUGAAAUCAGCGCACGACUGCAACAGUUUGUGGAGGAGAGGAUGCAGACCACCAUGCUCACAGGUGUGCUGAUUGGAGCUGCUGUCGCCAUCUCACUGAUUGGGAUUGUGGUGCUUUUCCUUUACAGGAGAUACAAGCUUGCUCGUCAACAACAGCCCGGUGUACCUCAGUAUCGCUUCAGAAAACGAGAUAAAGUGCUCUUCUAUGGAAGGAAGAUAAUGCGAAAGGUCCAGACGCUGUCAUCGAUUCCUCCUCCCACCUCUACCUCAGUAACAAAGCAACCGCAGCGCAUACGCAAAAGAACCAAAGUUCUCAGCAUAGCUCGCAAAAUCUUGAGGAUCCGCAAAGACCCUCCCACCCUGCAGCCUAAGGAACCUCCUCCCUCCCUGCUGGAGGCUGACCUAACAGAGUUUGAUCUGCAGAGCUCAAACCUGCCCUCGGAGGUCCUCUAUAUGCUGAAGAACGUCAGGGUCUUAGGCCAUUUUGAGAAGCCCCUGUUCCUAGAGCUGUGUCGCCACAUGGUGUUUAUCGAACUGCAGGAGGGUGAGAGUCUUUUCAGGCCAGGAGAGGAUGACAAUAGCAUUUUCGUGGUCCAGGAUGGACGACUCGAGCUCCGCAUCCACGAGAACGAUGGUACUGAACCAGUGGUGAAGGACGUGCUCCCAGGAGACAGCGUCCACAGCUUGCUCAGUAUUCUGGACGGCAUCACUGGAUAUCCAGCUCCAUACAAGACUGUAUGUGCACGGGCAGCAACUCGUUCCACCAUCUUACGUUUACCUGCAUCAGCCUUUGAGUCUGUGUUUAAGAAAUAUCCAGAGACAGUUGUUCGGGUCAUUCAGAUAAUCAUGGUGCGCCUCCAAAGAGUCACCUUCUUGGCGUUACAUAACUAUCUGGGCCUAACAACUGAGCUCUUCAAUCCGGAGAACCUGGCGGUGCCCUUAACCAACAUAAACGGUGUGAUGGGAGAUGCGACUUCUGGGAAGACGACUCGUCGCUUGUACUUCCAGGACGAGUUACCCACUGGGGGCACAGAGAGCUCCACAGAGACAGAUGGUGUGAAGGACAGUCCGUCAAACAGCUACAGGAAGCCGCGAUCCACCUCAAUGACCACCGACUGCGCAGGUAAUGACCUGAACAUGGCUUGUGAACGAGCUCGAGUCACUAUAGAUGAGGCUCCGCCCAGUCCUGUCACUCCCAAAUCCAGUCUGAAGAAGAGUGUGACAAUGCAGCACACGCCCUCUGAAGUGUAUCACUACACAGACGGUGGGUGGCACGAGGAAGCCUUCAACCUCAGUAAGAGCUGCGCAAUCCUCCAGGCUGCCAAGAAGGACCUGCUGGGAAUCAUCCAGCUGCAGGACCCCAGUCUACUUGAGGGCAGAGUGACCCUCCAUCAAGUCAAAGCUGGUUCUGUGGUGGCUCGUCAGGGAGACCAGGAGGUGAGCAUCCAGUUUGUGAUCUCUGGCGUCCUCCAUGUCUACCAACGGAUGAUUGACCGGGAAGAAGAGACACGUCUGUUUGUGACGCACCCCGGAGAGCUUGUCGGUCAACUUGCUGUCCUGACCGGAGAGCCCCUCAUAUUCACUGUCCGAGCCCUGCGAGACUGCAGCUUCCUCUCCAUUACCAAAACCCACUUCUAUGAGAUAAUGCGCGUGGAGCCAAAGGUUGUGCUGAACGUUGCUCACACAGUGGUGAAGAGGAUGUCACCCUUCGUCAGACAGAUAGACUUUGCUCUCGAUUGGAUGGCUGUGGAAGCUGGCAGGGCAGUCUACAGGCAAGGAGAGAAAUCAGACUGUACUUUCAUUGUGCUGAGUGGUCGACUGCGCUCUGUAAUCAUGAAGGAAGAUGGAAAGAAGGAGCUCAUAGGAGAGUACGGACGCGGCGACCUGAUUGGAGUGGUGGAGACCCUGACCUAUCAGAACCGAGCCACCACAGUGCACGCUGUACGAGACUCUGAGCUGGCCAAGUUACCAGAAGGAGCUCUCAGCUCCAUCAAGAGAAAGUUCCCACAGGUCGUCACCAGGUUGAUCCACUUACUGGGAGAGAAGAUCCUCCAGCAGGUCAACGCUCGCAGUUUGGCCCUCCACACUCAAGGCAGUAAGUGGGAUGCAGGGAACCAGGCCUCCAACCUUUCCACUGUGACAGUCCUGCCUGUAUCAGAAGAAGUACCUCUCACUGCCUUCAGCCUUGAGCUGCAUCAUGCACUCAUAGCAAUAGGUCCUACUCUUCUGCUGACCAGUGAUGUUAUCAAACAGCGACUUGGAGCUGCAGCACUAGACAGUGUUCACGAGUAUCGUCUGUCCAGCUGGCUGGGCCAACAAGAAGACCUCCAUCGCAUAGUCCUUUACCAGACGGACUACAGACUGACCCCGUGGACACAGCGGUGCAUCCGUCAGGCUGACUGCAUCAUCAUCGUGGGACUAGGAGAGCAGGACCCUGCCGUUGGGGAGCUGGAGCGUAUGUUGGAAGGAAGUGCAGUGCGUGCUCAGAAGCAGCUGGUGCUGUUGCACAGAGAAGACGGCCCCCCACCCAAAGGAACCGUGGACUGGCUCAACAUGCGAAGCUGGAUCUCCAGACACCUCCACCUCUCUUGUCCCCGAAGGGUCUUCUCUAAGAGGAGCCUUCCCAAACUGUUGGAGCUGUAUCAACGUGUGUUUGAGAAGCCAGCAGACCGUCACUCAGACUUCUCACGCCUGGCUCGAGUCCUUACAGGCAAUGUUAUUGCUCUUAUUCUGGGAGGAGGAGGGGCCAGGGGCUGUUCCCAGGUGGGGAUAAUGCGAGCUCUCUGCGAGGCCGGCAUCCCAGUGGACCUUAUUGGCGGCACCUCUAUCGGUUCCCUGAUGGGUGCACUAUAUGCCGAGGACCGUAGCCACAGCCGCAUGAGGAUGAGGGCCAAAGAAUGGGCUAUGGAAAUGACAUCCGUGUUUAAGAAGAUUCUGGAUUUGACCUAUCCAGUCACCUCCAUGUUCACCGGUGCUACCUUCAACUCCAGCAUUAGCAAUGUCUUCAAGAGCAAACAGAUUGAGGACCUUCGGAUCCCCUACUUCAAUAUUACAACUGACAUCACUUCCUCUGCCAUGAGAGUACACACUGAUGGUUCUCUGUGGCGGUAUGUUCGGGCCAGCAUGUCUCUGUCUGGAUAUCUGCCUCCUCUCUGCGACCCCAAAGAUGGACACCUGCUGAUGGAUGGAGGCUACAUCAACAACCUGCCAGCUGAUGUUGCACGCUCCAUGGGGGCCAAAGUGGUGAUAGCUAUUGACGUGGGCAGCCGGGAUGAAACCAACCUCACUAAUUACGGCGACUCACUCUCAGGCUGGUGGCUGCUAUGGAAACGCCUCAACCCCCUAGCUGAGAAAGUAAAGGUGUUAGACAUGGCAGAGAUUCAGACUCGGCUGGCCUACGUGUGCUGCGUUAGGCAGCUGGAGUCUGUGAAGAACAGUGACUACUGCGAGUAUAUCAGACCUCCAAUCGACAGAUACGGAACACUGGAGUUUGGCAAGUUUGAUGAGAUUGCUGCGGUGGGAUACCAGCACGGGAAAACUGUGUUUGACGUGUGGAGACGCAGUGGAGUGGUGGAGAAAAUGUUGAAAGACCGACACCAGGAGGAGUUCCACAACACCAAAAGCAAGAACAAUGUGGUGUCGAUUCCCAAUGCUUCCUUUACUGACCUGGCAGAAAUUGUGUCCCGCAUCGAGCCCGUCAAACCUGCUGUGGCAGAGGAGUCAGACUACCACACUGACUAUGAAGAGGAGGCAUUGGAGAGCGCUCUGUCUGACACAGAGCUUUACAAUCGCUACGGAGAGCACACUGAAGGGGAGGAGACUGCCGACACAGUGUGAACCACUGCUUAUAAUGGUGGACAUAUUGAGGUUUCUUAUUUGAUGAAGAGCUGGAAGGGAGACGUGCACACCACAUCACCUCACUCUCCAGCAGUCAUCCCCAGACUCCUACCAUCUCUGACAGUCAGUCAAACCAGGAAGUCCUCUCCAAGCAGUCCAUUGAGUGAGGACCAGUCUCAUGAACUCUGCCCAAUCAGGUCAUCGCAAAUUAAUCUGACACAUUUUAAGAGUUCCAAGUAGAUUAUAGAGAGUUAAAGAUUCAGUGCAUUUCAAUUACAAAAUAACUUUGUUUCUCACUUCACUGUUAUUUAGAUAGUUUUGACAUACACACCGAUAUAUGUUACAUAACAUUUUUAAAAAUGUCUCUAAAUGAUGAAAGAGACAAGAAAAUAAAUAAUGUUCAGUUUUUGGUGACAUUGUUGAAAAUGUGUAAAUUCAAUUAUGUGUUUAUUACUGAGGUCACAGGUGGUGUUGCACUGGACUACAUUAUGUUGAGAGGUGUUUCUCUCUCAAUAUAAUGCAGUUCAGCAGUGUGUGCUGCAAAACAAGCAGCACACACUAAGGCCAUUGCUGUCAGGGAGAUGGAGGGAAGUAAUGAUUGCAAACCACUUCAAAUAACUACAUAUUUCCAUAAUUAAGCCAAGAAUAAAUACAAGCUAAACCCUAGAUGAUUUUAUGCACAAGCCACACAGGCUGGACAAUCACUCCAACAAUGCAACGCAAUGCAAAAAUACACUAACAAAUAGUUAUAUAGCCUUGUUUACCAUGUCUCUCUGUAUGUCACUUUACCGAUUUUAUAGCGUUAACUUCAUUAAUGACAAUUAUUUGUAUUUUUGAUUAGUGUGAUCUUUUAUUUUGUAUUAACAGAUUAAUCUUUUGGCCUAUAUUAUGUCAGAAAAUGUUAGAAUUGGAUCAAUAUUUCUUCGACCCCAAGGUGAAAAACAUUGUUUUUGUCUAACCGACUGUCCAAAACCCAAAGAUAUUUAAUUUACUCAAAGUAAUUCCAGGAAAAGCAACAAAGGCUCACAUCUGAAAAAACUGGAAACAUCAAAUGUUUAGUAUUUUUGCUUCAUGACUGGCUUAAACAAUUAAUUGAUAAUCGUGUUUACUAGUUUUCUGUUGAUUGACAAAAUGUUUCACCCUAAAUCGCUUUAUUACCAGAGGCCUGCAAAACUGUUUCUGUGUUGUCUGGCCGACAAAUUAUGUAAUAGGGAUUGUACUGCAAUUUCUUAUGACCAAGCGGCCAAAACAUGUUGAAAUACAAAUGUAGCUGCAACAAGCUAAUAUUAGCCAGCCAAUUUAUCCGUCCACUUAAAUCAUAACAAUAUCAAUGCAAAUUUGGGAUUUUCUUCCCACUUGAUAAAGCACCCUGUGAUCUUAGCUAAUACUGGUGCUACGGUGCCUGCAGCCUUACAUGUGUAGACAGAAGAGAAACCCUGUGAUAUACAAUAUGGGGAUCCCAUAUGGUGAUGGUUGAAUGGAGUCUGAGCACAGAAUGUGGGAGCAAAGCAGAUGACCAAUGAGGUAAUGGUGUUUGCACUGGUGUUUUGUACUACUUUUGGGUGGUUUCCAAAAACCAAGCACAGUGAAUUGAUGUUGUCUGGCACAAUGAAUGUUUCACUACUUUAUUAAAUGGGACAUGGUAAUGGAUGCAGUGCUGAUGUAAUGUGUGGAACUGUGCCAUAAUGUUAAUGUUACAAAGCCUUAGAUGACCCGUACAGAAAAAAAAACCACUCGUGCCCUCAUUUAGCAUUAUUGUACAAUGAUGAAUGUUUACCACUAAGCCUGUACUGUAUAUCAGUUACUUGUCUACACUUGUUAUUUGAUAAAUAUAGUUUUUGAUAAUCAAUUGUUACUAAUA